Molecule: messenger RNA, 1570 nt
Organism: Quercus lobata
Lineage: Eukaryota; Viridiplantae; Streptophyta; Magnoliopsida; Fagales; Fagaceae
Product: probable purple acid phosphatase 20
Exons: 5
Coding region: 140-1441 (433 amino acids)
Molecular function (GO): acid phosphatase activity; metal ion binding
Source: RefSeq, a predicted model, not a curated record
UUUGGUACCUCUUCACAUGUGAGCCUCUUUAAUUUGUCAUCUCCUUCUUAUUAUUCUUUGAGGGCUAGCUCUCUCUGUGUGAAUAUAUAUAUAACUUACUCUCAAAGAAGAAAAAAACCUCGUCUAGUUUAGAACCACCAUGGAUUUGCGAGAGUUGAGACUAGUUCUAACAUUUGCAGUGGCCUUGGCCUUUGCUGGAUCCAUUGGUGGCGUUUAUUCAUACAAUCGCCCACCUAUGCGCAAGGACCUCAUUGUUCGUCACUUGGAAGAUCUUGAUGAUUCUUCUCCACAACAGGUGCAUAUAUCUUUAGUUGGCGAAGACAAAAUGAGGAUUUCAUGGAUUACUGAUAGCUCAACCCCAGCAACAAUAGAAUAUACAACAACUUCUGGGGCACAAGGAACUUCUGUAACUGGGACUACAUCUUCAUAUGAUUACUUGACGUACAAGUCUGGUGAAAUUCAUGAAGUAGUAAUUGGUCCAUUAAACCCUAAUACUGUUUACUACUACCGUUGCGGCUCGGAUUCAGCCCCCGAGCUCAGUUUCAAAACUCCACCAGCUCAAUUUCCAAUUAAUUUUGCCGUUGUAGGUGAUCUUGGACAGACAGAUUGGACCCAGUCAACCCUUCAACACAUAGCACAGUCAAAUUAUGACAUGCUGCUAUUGCCAGGAGAUUUAUCAUAUGCCGAUUUCAUCCAGCCUCUUUGGGACUCAUUUGGGAGGCUUGUGGAGCCAUUGGCUAGCCAGAGGCCUUGGAUGGUGACCCAAGGCAACCACGAGAUUGAGAAGAUCCCACUAAUUCACAAAGAAACCUUCACAGCCUAUAAUGCAAGAUGGCGCAUGCCAUUUGAAGAGAGUGGCUCAGACUCAAACCUAUACUAUUCUUUCGAUGUAGCUGGGGUACAUGUUAUCAUGUUGGGUUCGUACACAGACUUUGGUCCUACUUCUUCACAGUAUAGUUGGUUACAGGCGGACUUGGGGAAGAUUGAUAGGAAUAAAACUCCUUGGACCGUAGUGCUUAUUCAUGCACCAUGGUACAAUACCAAUACUGCUCAUCAAGGUGAGAAAGAGUCGAUUGACAUGAAGGCAUCCAUGGAAAAGUUACUUUAUCAAGCUCGUGUGGAUGUUGUUUUUGCUGGACAUGUACAUGCUUAUGAACGCUUUACUCGAGUUUACAAUGGGAAUACUGACAAUUGUGCUCCAGUGUAUAUCAACAUUGGUGAUGGGGGAAACCGUGAAGGCCUUGCUAGCAAGUAUCAAAAUCCAAAGCUUGAAAUAUCCCUUUUCAGGGAAGCAAGCUUUGGGCAUGGGGAACUCAACAUUGUGAAUUCAACCAAUGCUCUCUGGACAUGGCACAGAAAUGAUGAUGAUGAGGCUGUUACUAGUGACUCACUCUGGUUGACAAGCCUAUCAUCUGAAUCUGCUUGUAAAGUGCAAAACUAAAAUGUGAAAAUACAUGUUCCAUUCAUGUUCUUCAAUAAAAUGAAGAAAAAUGAUAAAGAUACAUUAAUCUAAAUGUUUACCAGGAAAUAAUUGUUGUACCUGGAAACCUUUUUCAGUCUUUGUACAUUA